GAAGCGUCGGUGCGCACCUCCCCACUGUAAUCUGGCUGAGCAGCAGCGUCGCUGUCUUUUCAGCACCGCUCACUGACACACUAACCAAGCGGAGAGGAGAGGAGAGACGAGCGAAACUCACUUCCCUGCAAACCAAAGUGGAUUUUUAAACGAUAAAACAGCACCAUGCAACUUUUGCUUUUCUUCCAGGGAAGGAAAUAAGAAACCCAGACUUUAAAUCAUCUGCUGAAUGUAAGAGUUUAGGUUCAUUUGUUUAUUUCUCCUCAGACAGGACUGUCAAGUGUAUUUUUUUUAUAAACUUAGUUUGAUCUUUUUACUUGAGAGAGGUUUAUUCAUCAGUGCUUUGAGGAGUCGUUUGUUUUUGAUAUAUUACGCGGAGUUUGUGAUCCUAUAGUCGGGAUGCUGACUUUAGUGGUUGGACUGCUGUAUCUGGUCAGUGGACGCACAGCUCGGAGCCAGGAUGCCACAGGUAGCCGCUUCGUUUGUAACGCCAUUCCCCCGGGUGCAGAGCCAGGCUGCGGGUAUAUUUCUGCGGGAAACCGCGUCCAGAGCAACAGCCCCGUGGAGGACGAGUUGCGGAACACGAUCAUCCAGCUGCGGGAGACCAUCCUGCAGCAGAAGGAGACCAUCGUGAGCCAGCAGGGAACCAUUAAGGAGCUCAACUCCAAGCUGACGCGCUGCGAGGUGACAGUUGAAGUGUCGCCCCAGGGAAAGUCCCGAGUGCAGGGCUCCAGACGGAAGGACUACGGUAAGAACACGAUGGGCGACCUGCCCCGGGACCCCGGCGAGACCAUAGACCAGCUCGGAAAGACCAUGCAGAGUCUCAAGGGUCGUCUGGAGAACUUGGAGCAACAAAGCGUUCGUCUCCCCAGCACCAACGUGUCAGCUGCAGGUGUCUCCGCUCUGACUCCUCUGCCACCAGAGCUGCGGGAGCUGCUGCGGCAGCGUCUGGAGGCACUGGAGACCCAGCUCCUCCGCAAGGUGGCUGAGCUGGAGGAGGAGAAGAGCCAGCUCUACAAUGAAACAGCGGCCCACCGCCAACGCACCGAGAGUACUCUCAAUUCCCUCCUGGAGAGGAUCACCGAGCUUGAGAAAAGUAAUAACGCCUUCAAGUCACCUGAGGAUUUCAAGGUGUCCCUCCCUCUUCGUACCAACUACCUGUACGGCCGCAUCAAGAAAAGCCUUCCAGAAAUGUACGCCUUCACCGUCUGCAUGUGGCUCAAGUCCAGUGCGAGCCCUGGCAUUGGAACCCCCUUCUCUUAUGGCGUACCAGGCCAGGCCAACGAGAUAGUGCUCAUUGAAUGGGGAAACAACCCUAUUGAGCUACUGGUGAACGAUAAGGUGGCGCAGCUCCCGCUGGCAGUGAGUGACGGCCGCUGGCAUCACAUCUGCAUCACCUGGACAACCAGAGAUGGCUUCUGGGAGGCGUACCAGGACGGGGAGCGUCUGGGCACCGGUGACAACCUGGCCCCCUGGCACCCAAUUAAACCUGGAGGGGUAAUCAUCCUUGGCCAGGAGCAGGACAUAGUCGGUGGCCGCUUCGACGCCACGCAGGCCUUCGUGGGGGAGAUGAGCCAGUUCAACAUGUGGGACCGUGUCCUAAGGCCUGUGGACAUCGUGGGUCUAGCCAACUGCUCAGCUUACAUGCCUGGCAAUGUGGUCCCUUGGAUUGACGCUAACGUGGAAGUGUUUGGCGGUGCAAGUAAAGCAGCCCUGGAGAUUUGUGAAGAUCGUGCUUUUGAUUCCUAAAGGAUCUUACAUAAGGAAUCCAGUAUGGUCACUGGGAUUCAGAAGCAAAGUAUUCCGACUGUUAGUUGCUUCUGUCAAAUCCCAGAGGAAGGCGGUAUCUGCAACCAUCUUUACAUAUUUAUAUGUUUGCCUGUGUAGUUUAUUGGGCUCACAUCUUGAUGUGUCUAUCCAAAUUAAAUCCUAAAGACAUUACAUGAAUGGUAACGACGUGACAUGCUGUCCUUCUGUGUUCCCUCCUCAGUAGAUCGGCUUUCUUUCAACUCCUCUCUGAAAAACUGCUCUUUUUAGUUGCAAUCCACACACACGCUGACAAUGCUGCACUGUAUCUGUGGCGCAUGUGCGCUCAAACAGACUUUGAUGCACUACGGAGCGGCGCUCCUGACGUACAGGGCGCACUACAUGCUGUGAGCUUCCUCACUGUAUGAGGAGCAGCGAGACAUCAAACCGCACGUGGAGCGAAAUGAGAUGGAUGCUUGCGAGCUCAAACAGACCGGCAGGCGUAUCCCUUGCACUGCUGGUUGUUUUGAGGCAUCCCAGCAGACAAGAUUGUCUAACAUGAGUGUGUGUGUGUGUGUGUGCAUGAGGCUAACUGGUGAAUGGAAAGUCCAGUUCAGGAAUGACGGCACAUGCUUUCUCUUAAUACACAGGGGGCUGGGGGUGGGGGAGGGGGCGGUUACCAAAAACAAAUCAAUGCAGCGUGAUGGUGACAUUACGCAAGAGUGAGAGAGCGUGUGUGUGUGUGUGUGUGUUCAUGUGCAUAUGGCUUGUCGUGCGUGUGAAAGGACCAGAGAUUAUGAGGGAGGGAGGACAUUUUCAAUCUUGUAAAUCUAUGCCUAAUACCCCCCCCCCGAGCAGCUGCCAUAUCCCAGCUUUAUGGAUGGGGUGGCUCUGUUCAGGUUAAUAGCAGUAUCGGACAGCUGCCCAGCACUGGCGUAUCGACAGAGCUGUGGAUGCCAGCCGAGUGCCCAGUGAGAGCAGGGACUGCGCGUGACCUUCAAGGACAUUCCUUAAUUCCUUAUCUGGGGUUGUAAUUAUCUGUGUUAAUGAACGAGCUUAGCGGCCCCAGAUCCACCGCCGCUUCAGUUGAUAGCGUUUGUCAUAAUCAGUGAAAUUUAGAGGAGAGUCAAAAUGAGAGGUGCACUCUGUGGACAUUGUGAAUGUCACCGUCAAGAAUUGAUCUCGAUUCAUGGAUAUGAUAUAUUUUUUGAAAGAAAUGGGAAAUCAAGUAAUUGAGGUGCCACUUAGUAAAUAAAAAGUGACGGCUUUGCAGGCUUAUGUUUCUGUCAGUCCUUGAUGUAACGGUAGAUAUUUUUGAUAUACUGUGCAGAACACUGAAAACAAAGCUUUUUGAUGGGGAAAAAAAAAAAGACAAAAGAGCUUCUUCUCUGUCCUGCUUGUGAACUCCUUACUCCUUAAUGGUAUAAGAGCCAUUUAAAAAAAUCAACAUUUGAACGAGGAAUGACGGGUGCUGGACAGUAUAGAAUGUUUCACUCAAAGGACUUGAAUAUGUCAACAUGUUGUAAUUGUUGCUCUUUUGAGAGUCUGUUCAAAAUGUUUUCAUGUAAAAUCCGAAAAGGUUUUGUACCUGCAGCAAGUGUAUUUUUCCUCAUUUUAUUCCCAUUAGCGGCACAUUAUGUAAAAAAUGCAGAAGUACUUAAAAAAAAAAAAGAAAGAAGAAGCUUUGUUUAAAUGAUGAAUGGCCUUUUGUGAGAACCAUAUGUGCUUUUGCUUGUGCACAGUUUGUAUCUUUUGAGAGGCGAAAGAGAAAAGGAAAAACGCUCGUUUUAUAUUUUGCACCUUUCUGCCACGUGAAAGUCCUUCUCUCACCCAGAUACACAGUCAAAGGUGUGGCAGUUAUCGCGGCCACUCGGUAAAUGCACCGCUGCGGUGAUGAGCUCCGAGUGUAACCCUGCCAAGGUCGCGCACCGCUCGUCACUUCAAACUUCAAACUGUGAUGGAGAUUAAAGCUUGCUAUUUUAAUGCAACACUCACACAGCUUUUUUUUUUUUUGUGAUUGUCCGGGUGGUAGUCACAUCAUAUUUGUAUGAGCAGCCAUAAUACACACCGAAGGAUGUGUCCUCUCACCGGGCACUGUAAUGCUGUCGACAGUGGAGAAAUCCUCCGGACUGGCAGACGUCCAGGUGGAAAUGAAAAGGAGAAAAAAAAAAAUAAAAAAAGAUAAAAAAUCGGCCCAUGUGGAUUAUGGGAGCUGCUACAAUGUAGGACACUGUGAGCUUUCUCCAUUCUCCUCGACACUGUGUGACGGGGGAGGGGGGGAGGCGUCCAACAGACUACUAACAAUGUCACAAGUAACAAUGUGCAAAAUGUGAUUAUUAUUUCAUUUCAUUUCUCAAUUUUACAUUGUAUCGCUACCGUAACAAUGUGCAUCUGUUUCUCAAACACAAACGAGCUAUUAAAAGGAAAUAUUUAAUAGUUUAAAAACACUUUGGAGAAUCUUCUUCUUGCUUUUCGCUUUGAUGAAAGAACGACGCGUCCAGCAGGACGGUUAUUUCUCUCAAACUCCAUGAGGAAGAAGCCCAUUUGUUGGGAGAGGAGACAUGAUGGCCACUGACAGAUGUUUGUGCUGGAGCUGAUGAUAAAUUGAUUACUGCUAUUACGUCAUCCCUUCUGCUUUAAUUGUGACCGUUCUCCCUCAGGUUGGCGUAAGACAAAUUACCUUUCAGAGGGUGUCACAUGGCACUAAUGAGAUCUAACCGAGACGGGAACGGAAGUGAAAACAUGUUGCAAUAUUCCAGUUGUCAUCUGUCUCUUUGACAGUGGUAUGAUUCAGCGGGGUGAACGCUGCAUCGCUGCACGUGUGCAUGUGACAGAAAGCAGGAGAUAUCUGAGGAGAUAUGUUCCAGUUAUUGUUUUGCUCCCACCGUGGCAAAGUUUGAAAGGGAGAUUUCCCAUGAGCAAGUGCUACAGCUACCAAUGUAAUGAUAGCAUCACUAAAACUGAAUUACCUAUUCAGUGGUGUUGCCAGCUUUCCCUUAUGAUAUGUCUUUCCACAUGACUGGAUACAGUGACAUUGACGUAUUGUUUUUUAUAAAGCUUUCCUUCAUAUCCACA
Solea senegalensis (Senegalese sole) is the source of this 4821-nucleotide messenger RNA. RefSeq names its product neuronal pentraxin 2a (gene nptx2a). Lineage: Eukaryota; Metazoa; Chordata; Actinopteri; Pleuronectiformes; Soleidae. The transcript is spliced from 5 exons. The record is from RefSeq and is a predicted model, not a curated record. Bases 400 to 1749 code for a protein of 449 amino acids.